Molecule: messenger RNA, 1268 nt
Organism: Rhipicephalus sanguineus (brown dog tick)
Lineage: Eukaryota; Metazoa; Arthropoda; Arachnida; Ixodida; Ixodidae
Product: coiled-coil domain-containing protein 130 homolog
Exons: 7
Coding region: 175-1188 (337 amino acids)
Biological process (GO): mRNA splicing, via spliceosome
Cellular component (GO): post-mRNA release spliceosomal complex; U2-type spliceosomal complex
Source: RefSeq, a predicted model, not a curated record
AGCCAAUCCGUAGUUUGUUAUGAAAAGAUGUGCGUUUCGGCGCCGUAAGCAGUUUUGUUUUUUUGGUUCUCAUUAUUUCCUUGUAGUUAUUUCAGCUGCGAAUUCUUCAAGACUGCUGUGACAGCAGUCCUGUGUACGUGAGAGGCAGCGAGUUGCUCUUCCUGACCUCCCAAAAUGGCGGAGAGGAAGGCAGUGAACAAGUACUACCCUCCGGAAUGGACUCCCGGCCAUGGCUCCAUCAACAAGUUCCGCAACUCGCACCCGUUGCGCGACAGAGCUCGAAAGUUGCACCUGGGAAUUCUUGUCAUCAGGUUCGAGAUGCCGUACAACAUUUGGUGCGAAGGCUGUGGCAACCACAUCGGCACGGGUGUUCGCUACAAUGCAGAAAAGUCCAAAGUUGGAAUGUACUACACGACGCCCAUAUACAAGUUCCGCAUGAAGUGUCACCUGUGCGACAACCACUUUGAAAUCAAGACCGAUCCACAGAACAUGGACUACGAAAUCAUAUCGGGAGCAAGGCGUCAGGAACGGCGGUGGGACCCAAGUGAGAAUGAGCAGGUUGCCCCGGAUGACAAGGAAAUUGGCAAGAAGAUGGCCACCGACGCCAUGUUCAAGCUUGAGCACGAUGUUGAGGACAAGGCCAAGGUCAAAGUUGUCACACCAGCACUGGCCAGGCUAGAGCAUCUGCAGGAUCGCUGGCGAGACGACUACACUGCCAACCAGCUGCUGCGGAAGUCAUUUCGGAACAAGAAGAAAGACCUGCACGUCCAAGCCGAGAAGGACAGAGCGCUCCUGAAGAAGUCGUCGCUUCUCAUAAACCUCGUGCCCGAGACGCAAGAGGAUAGCCGCAUCGCCAAGUUGCUCACAUUGAUGCCAACGCAGACAUCGGACGAGAGGCGGGAACUGAAAAGAAAAGAAAUAGCCGUCCGACCGCUCUUUGCACCGCAAGCACCAACAUCAAGCUCCACGAAACAAACUCUCGCAAUGCAAGGCCUCAAUGUCACAAAUUUGGAAAAGUUGGAGUUGGCAUCCGGUACGUCAACACCGCUGCAGAAAGACCUCGUCAGGAAAUGUGAACAAGAGAAAGAAGAGAAGGCACCCCAGUCUUCCAAGUCACCGUCCUCAGCAAGGACGAUCUCCUUGGUUUCUGAUGCUUACUUUGACGACUCUUCUGGUGAUGAAACGUAGUGCUGAUGUCAGUGUGUGGGCUGUAAAUAGUUGGGGGCAUUGGACUGUACAGUACGUCAUAAUGCAUUAAUAAAUACAAG